AUGAAUACAACACGAUUAAUAUUGAAAAAUAAUUAUGAUUUAUUUAUUCCAUUAUCAAAUGAUAAGAAUAUUACAUUAAAAAAUAAUUAUUACAAUAGUUUUCUUCUUUAUUUUGAUUUACCUAAUUCACCUAUUACUGUUAUAAAUGAUCUCGAUGAUAUGAUAGUAUCUACAACAGAAUUAGAUAAUUCUGAUAAACAAAUUUUAUGUGAUAUAGAUAAUAAUGAAUCAAAUAUCAUUGUGUAUGAAACAUUUUUUUCUCAACUUGCACACAAAUUUUCAGUAUUUAAUAAUUUAUCUUUUGAAGAAUUUCCAGCAGAAUUAUUUCUUAAAACUUGUGAAGAUUAUUUCUCACUUGUGGAUAAAUUUAAUAGUCCGAUAUUUAUUCCAAUGAAAUCAGAUGUCAAUGGUAAUAUCACUAAAUUACGAAAAAAAAUCAAUGAAAAUCCAAUGAAAUUUCAAACAUUAUUUGCAAUUAUCAAUGAUGAAAUUGAAUCUCAAACAACAACUGCAAGAAAUUCCGCAACCGAUGCUUUACUUUGGUUGAAACGUGCAUUUGAAUUUAUAUCAAGUUUCUUACAUGAAUUUGGUAUGGGUGAUAAAACUCUUGCAGAUGCCGUUGGGAAAGGUUAUGAUCAAUCAUUAAAACAAUAUCAUGGAAUGUUAGCUAGAAGUAUUUUUUCGUUUGCUCUUCGUGCAGUUCCGAAUAAUACACAGUUUCUUUAUUCAUUAGCUGUCAAUCCGACUGAUGCGUCGGAAAUACUUUUCGAACAUCAAGUGUUCAAUGAAAUGCUGGAACAUGCUUCACAUAUGUCUUCUGUAUUAGAAAAAAUUACAUUAUUCUACUCGCAACAUCGACUUGAACAAACAAAAAUUGUUACUUAA
Molecule: messenger RNA, 885 nt
Organism: Adineta steineri
Lineage: Eukaryota; Metazoa; Rotifera; Eurotatoria; Adinetida; Adinetidae
Source: the annotation of a GenBank genome assembly